Molecule: messenger RNA, 7623 nt
Organism: Poecilia latipinna (sailfin molly)
Lineage: Eukaryota; Metazoa; Chordata; Actinopteri; Cyprinodontiformes; Poeciliidae
Gene: madd
Product: MAP-kinase activating death domain
Exons: 39
Coding region: 140-5278 (1712 amino acids)
Biological process (GO): regulation of Rab protein signal transduction; regulation of apoptotic process
Cellular component (GO): cytosol
Molecular function (GO): guanyl-nucleotide exchange factor activity
Source: RefSeq, a predicted model, not a curated record
UUGUCUGUAGUGAAUGGACAUAAUGAUGACAAAGGAUCUGAAUUUCAGCUACAAACCUCCUUUGAUGAAAUUAUACCAUUGACACACAAGGGAACGUAUAUCCUGGAUGUCUUGACAUACAGGAUUUUAAUAUUCCAAAAUGGAGAAAAAGAAAAUAUGCCCACGUCUUCUUGACUACUUGGUGGUUGUUGGAGCAAGGCAACCAAGUAGUGACAGUGUGGCCCAGACUCCACAGCUUCUCCGACGCUACCCCCUGGAGGAUCACCACGACUUCCCGCUCCCGCCGGAUGUGGUGUUCUUCUGCCAACCAGAGGGCUGCCUGAGCAUCCGCCAGCGCCGGGUCAGCCUGCGUGAUGACUCUUCGUUUGUUUUCACGCUGACCGACAAGGACUCUGGAAUCACCCGCUACGGAAUCUGCGUCAACUUCUAUCGAUCUUUUCAGCGUGGGCAUCACCGCCCUCGCGACAAGAGUAGCCAUACAGAGACUGCAGCGCAGGCAGUGGAGAGCACUAAUGAAACGUCUGAUGGAAGCAGUGGAGGCCAUGUUGCUGCGCCAUCCGCACCUGACAACUCCAAGUCUGAAGCCCCGUCUUCAUCUGGAGAAGAAAGUGGGCAACCAGGUCCUGAGCAAACCUCUGGCAAGUCUCCACAGCACAAACGCAGAGCUGCCAAGAUGGCUGCCAGGAACCGCAACAGUACGCUGACCUCGCUGUGCAUACUCAGCCACUACCCCUUCUUUACCACUUUUAGAGAAUGUUUAUAUAUUCUCAAGAGGCUGGUGGACUGCUGCAGUCAGAGGCUAACCCAACGAGCGGGACUCUCUCGUGCCACCCAAAGGGACACCAUGUGGCGGGUGUUUACCGGAGCGCUCUCGGUGGAAGAGAAGGGCAGUCAGCUGCUGGUCGACCUACGGGACAUAGAGUCCUGGGUGUACCGGCUGCUGCGCUCCCCGGUGCCACUGGCAGGUCAGAGGCGCGUGGAUGUGGAGGUGCUGCCCCAGGAACUGAAACGGCCACUCACCUUCGCCUUGCCUGACAACUCUCGUUUCUCCUUGGUUGAUUUCCCGCUGCACCUGCCCUUGGAGCUGCUGGGUGUUGACGCCUGUCUUCAGGUCCUCAGCUGUGUCCUGUUGGAGCACAAGGUCAUUCUUCAAUCGCGUGAUUACAAUGCUUUGUCCAUGAGUGUCAUGGCCUUUGUUGCUAUGAUCUACCCCCUGGAGUACAUGUUCCCUGUCAUCCCGUUGCUCCCUACAUGUAUGGCUUCUGCUGAGCAGCUUCUUCUCGCUCCCACUCCCUACAUUAUCGGUGUUCCAGCCAGCUUCUUCCUCUACAAAUCGGAUUUCAAAAUGCCAGACGAUGUUUGGCUUGUUGACCUCGACAGCAGUAAGGUUAUAGCACCCACCAAUGCAGAGAAUCUGCCCCCUCUGCCAGAGCCUGAAGCAGGCGAACUAAAGAAGCAUCUAAAACAGUGUCUGGUUAGAUUGACCGUGAUCACCCAAAAGCAGAUCUUCUCCUCUGAAAAUAAGGCAUUGGCCAGCAUGAGUUUGAACACACAACCUAUUCUGAACCUGGAGAAGUUCCAGGAAGGCCAGGAGAUGACCCUGCUCCCUCCAGGACGAGACAAGGCUUCGCCAUCCUCCACCGAGUUCAACCCUCUGAUAUACGGCAAUGACGUUGAUUCCGUUGAUGUGGCCACCAGGGUUGCCAUGGUGCGAUUCUUCAACUCUCCCAAUGUCCUCCAGGGCUUCCAAAUGCACACGCGUACUUUGCGGCUCUUUCCGCGACCAGUGGUCGCUUUUCAGUCUACGUCGUUUCUUGCGUCUCGCCCACGCCGCUCCUGCUUCGCCGAUAAACUGUCCCACACCCAGGCGGUGGAAUUCUAUGGAGAGUGGGCACUCAAUCCCACUAACGUUGCUUUUCAGAGGAUACACAACAACGUAUAUGAUCCAUCUUUAAUUGGAGACAAGUCAAAAUGGUACGCACAUCAGCUACAGCCCGUGGUCUACAGAGUCUAUGAUGGAAGCUCCCUGCUGGUGGAAGCUAUGGCUGGUCCAUUGGAAGAUGAAGGCAAUGAGUCUGAUCCUACAGACAGUGGUAGUGACAGUGAUGGAUAUGAUGACUCCAGCUCUUCCUAUUCUUCACUUGGGGACUUAGUGAGCGAGAUGAUUCAAGGCGACAUCCAGGGGGAUACACCAAGUUUGGAUCCUCCAACUCAUGCUGCACUAGGCGAUGCCAGCGAGGUUGAGUUUCAAGACUUGCAUGAUUUAAAGGAUAGCCAUAGUGUGGAUGGUCCUUCUAGUGGGGAAGGAGCUGCUGAACAGUCAGACGGACAGCCUCUUCGUUCAAGCUCCAGCACAACUGCAAGCUCAAGCCCUAGCACAAUCAUCCAAGGAGUCAACCAUGAACAAGCUGAAGCACCUGAGAUUGAAGCAUCAGCAAGCGCCGCUUUGCAGAACCCAGUCCCUGGAAUCGGCAGUCAGCCGUUUCUCAGACCAGCUGCAGAUUCUGGUCUGGUGGAUUCUGUCAACAAAAAGCAAGAGUAUGACAACCCAUACUUUGAGCCUCAGUAUGGCUUCCCCACUGAGGAAGACGCGGAAGAAGAGCAAGUGGAAUCUUACACUCCUCGGUUCAACCAGAACCUCAAUGGCAACAAGGCUCAGCGGCCUUUACGUCCCAGCAGCCUGAGGCUCCCAGGAGAGUCUGAUGGAGAAGGAGACUCACGUAACAGCUCCCCCAAUUCCACCAUCUCCAACAGCAGCAAUGAUGGAUUUGGUGGACUUAUGUCUUUUGCCAGUAAUCUUUACAAGAACCACGGCACCAGCUUCAGCCUGUCCAAUCUGGCUCUUCCCAACAAAGCAGCCCGGGAGAAAUCAACACCUUUUCCCAGCCUGAAAGAAUAUUUUAAUUUUGAUGUUGAGGAGGAAAUGGAGCAAGCAGAUUCCCCUGACAGUCCGGUAUUUGGGCUAAAUUCUCUAAUGGAGAUAAUUACAGAGGCCGGCCCGGGGAGCGGAGAAGGGGCGCGUGCACCCCGAGCACUUGUGGACCAAAAGUCUUCAGUGAUCAAACACAGCCCAACUGUGAAGAGAGAAUCUCCCUCACCGCAGGGUCGGGUCAACAACACAAGUGAGAACCAGCAGUUUUUAAAGGAAGUGGUGCAGAGUGUUCUGGAAGGACAGGGCGUCGGCUGGCUUAACAUGAAAAAGGUUCGCCGACUGCUGGAGAACGAGCAGCUCCGCGUCUUUGUGCUGAGUAAGCUGAACAGAGCCGUCCAGUCGGAGGAAGACGCCAGACAGGAGAUCAUACGUGAUGUGGAGGUGAACAGAAAAGUUUACAAAGGCAUGCUGGACAUCCUGAAGUGCACGGUUUCCAGUCUGGAGCAUUCUUAUACCAAUGCUGGUCUUGGAGGAAUGGCUAGUGUCUUCAGCCUGCUGGAAAUAGCACGCACACAUUAUCAAACCAAAGACCCGGAAAAGCGCAAGCGAAGUCCCACAGACAGUGCUGGCAGCCCGGGGAGUAAAGAGAGUCCUUCUGGUCGUAUGGAGACAGCCAGACCUCAGGGCCUCCUGAAUAUCCCCCAGCUGCAGCUGCCUCACCACACCACGGGCAAAGGAGCCCGCCAUUUUGAUACCCGAAGUCUGAACGAGGAGAACUUUAUUGCCUCGAUUGAAUUGUGGAGCAAGCACCAGGAUAAGCAAAAAGCUAUGGAAAAACAACAGAGGGCUGAAGGGGCAAAGCAGCAGCGGCCGCAGGUGACUGACGCAGAGGAGAAGAAAUCACAGAUCAGUGCUGAUAGUGGACUCAGUGUCGCAUCUGGUUCUCAGAAGAGCGACACGGAGUCUGUAACCAGUUCAGAGCCGCCGAUCCUCACGAGGAGCACCAGCCAGGACUCGGAGGCCAGCACAGUGAUUAGCAAUAGCUCUGGUGAGACCCUUGGAGCCGACAGUGACCUGAGCAGCACAGCAGGAGAUGGUCUUGGAGGGAGAGCUGCUCCUCAUUUGAAUCAGUCCAGAGGAACUCUGUCUGACAGUGAGAUUGAAACCAAUCCAGCCACAAGCUCAGUCUUCGGAAAAACUCACACUCUUAAACCAGGUGCAAAAGAUCAUUUACCUGCAAUGGUCAAAGGGCCUCCAGUUCAGCCAAUGGAGGACAUCAGUAUGAGGAUUUAUCUGUUUGAAGGUUUGCUGGGGCGGGAUAAGAGCUCCGUUUGGGAUCAGCUAGAGGAUGCGGCCAUGGAAACCUUUUCUCUAAGUAAGGAGCGCUCCACCCUUUGGGAUCAAGUGCAGUUCUGGGAGGACGCCUUCUUAGAUGCUGUGAUGUUGGAGCGCGAAGGAAUGGGGAUGGACCAGGGACCUCAGGAAAUGAUUGAAAGAUACUUGUCACUUGGAGAGCAUGAUCGCAAGCGUCUGGAGGACGAUGAGGACAGACUCUUGGCCACCCUUCUGCACAACAUGAUUGCUUACAUGCUAAUGCUGAAAGUGAACAAAAAUGACAUCAGGAAGAAAGUGAGACGUUUGAUGGGCAAAUCUCACAUCGGACUCGCAUACAGCCAAGAGAUCAACGAAAUACUGGACAAACUGGCCCAUAUGAAUGGUCGUGAGCUGUCCAUCAGGCCCAGUGGAAGUCGUCACAUCAAGAAACAAACAUUUGUUGUUCAUGCUGGCACUGAUACAACGGGAGACAUCUUCUUUAUGGAGGUUUGUGAUGACUGCAUAGUCCUGCGCAGCAACGUCGGUACGGUUUACGAGCGCUGGUGGUACGAGAAGCUCAUCAACAUGACGUACUGCCCCAAGACCAAGGUGUUGUGUCUGUGGAGACGUAAUGGCCAAGAGACGCAGCUCAACAAGUUCUAUACCAAAAAGUGUCGCGAGCUCUACUACUGUGUCAAAGACAGCAUGGAGAGAGCCGCAGCAAGACAGCAAAGCAUUAAACCAGGCCCAGAGCUUGGCGGCGAAUUCCCCGUCCAGGACAUGAAAACCGGUGAAGGUGGACUGCUUCAGGUUACGCUAGAAGGAAUCAACCUGAAGUUCAUGCACAGCCAGGAGCGGAAGGUUUUCAUAGAGCUGAGUCACAUUAAAAAGUGCAAUACAGUGAAGGGAGUCUUUGUCCUGGAGGAAUUUGUUCCUGAAACUAAAGAAGUGGUGAUCCACAAGUACAAGACCCCCAUGGCACAUCAGAUCUGUUACUCUGUCCUCUGCCUCUUCUCCUACGUGGCGGCUGUGAAGGGGAAGGAAGCGGAAGGAAAACCCAAGCUGCUCUCACCAAGACCCCUUCCCAGCUAGUCGACUCCUCCUGCUCCCCUGCCCCCUCCCAACCUCCUUCCUCAUCCUCAGUGUGCCUCUCUACUUGAACUUCAUCUCUCUUUAACCAGACAAUCCCCAAAUUUAAACCUAAGCACACAAUCCCUGCUCCCCCUCCCUCCUCCUGUGUAAAUAUGAGCCUGUGAUCCUUUUUAGAUCCAGUUGUGUAGACAUGUUUGGUCCUUGAUGUCGUGUAAAUAACUCCAAACAUUCUCCGUCGUUGUCCUGAUGUUCCGAACCCAACUAGUUCCACAUUUGCUUGCUCCUUGGCAUCAGAGAAGCAAUUCGUCAGCUCUGUGUGAAGGCCUCGGCGACGCCAGGUCUGAGCCACAGGCUGCAUGCAGGUCCUGUGCAGCAGCAGCAGCAGCAGCUCAUCAUCUCCUGCUCGCCUCCAUACAGCUCUGUGUUAUUCUGUGACGUGUGAUUACUGUAAAGUCCCAGUUUGUCCAAGUUGAAACUGGUGAAGCAUCCGGGAGACCCUGUUAGAGUGCAGUGACAAAGCAGCUGCAUCCUGCACUAGAGCACCGCAUGUAAACUCUUCUUAAUGGUGUUUGGUCCUAAAAUACUUUCGGUGUUCUCAGAUGUGUUCUCUUGCCCACCAGGCUGAAUAACUGUUCUAGUUCUGCUGUAAAACUUCUCGUCUGUGCUCCUCUGGUAUUAACUGCAUGUUACUAUAAGGAUGAAAAUAAAUAUUAUAUAUAUAUUUCUAUAUAUAGUAUUUAUUUAAUAUAUGCAUUUAGACUGUACAUUUUUCUGGAAAAAAAAAAGUUACAAAAUGUUGAUUUGCUUGAUGUGCAAUACUUAAGUAGUUAGCCAUUGCCAGAGUCGGGUUCUCUUGGCUCCCACAGGGUGAAGAAUGUAAGAUGUUUUUUUUGUUUUUUUUUUCUAUUGUGUGUUUACUGAAUAUACAGUGUGAUAUGACUGGUCAAAGUGUCCUCCAUGGUUAAUUAUCGGUCAGUCACAAGACAGAAAACUGAACAUUUCAAGGUGGUUUAUCAUUAAAGUUAGAUUCACUUCCAACUUCAACCGGUAGACAGAACAUCCUCUGCAAGCAGCAACAUUAGUCUGCGUGUAACAUAAGACAGCCAGCUCUAUCUGCAUUAUUUGAAGGUUAACAUUUUUCAGAGCAAAAAUUAGCUUCUUAAGUUUUGAUUUGAUGGACAGAUUUAUGGAUUCACUUAUGAAAAGCAGCAUUUGAGAAGUGCAGCAGCAGUUUAAUAAAUUAAGCGUAAACAAAGUUGUUUUUUAAAAAGUUUAAUAAGCAGUUUUUACUUCCCCAAUUUUCCAUUUUUAGUUGUUUCUUGCUUCAGUUUGCACAUUUCUCCUGCUUUAACAUAAUCUCAAUUAUGCUUGUACUAAAACAAGUAGACGCAUCACAUUCCUUGGUAGAAAUAGUUUAGAAUCCAACAGAAACUGCAGGAACUACAAGAUUUCCACAAUUUAUACCAAACAUGUCCCCGACUUAUUUUUGCUUAGACUUCUCUCAACCAAAAUGUGUUCAUGGACUGAAAAUGGUGGGACUUCUUACUUUUGAUGCUCUUGGCAGCAGAAAACUUGGGUACGAAACGAAUGUAUGAAUUUAUGAAGGGUUGAAUUGACUUAGCUGUCCAGGCUUUACUUUAUAUCAAUUAGUUUGAAAACCUCCCAAUUUAAAAAGUACAAAUGAUACAAUUUUCUGCUAAACAGAAAGUGAGUUGCUGAAUGUAAAUGUUAAAUUGUGAUGAGCAGCCGACAGAAAACCUGAGGGGGUUUUGGAUCAUGGAAAUCAAAGUCAAAUCCAGAAUCCAAAACUGUAAAGAUGUAAAGAUGGAACAAUGACAGAAAUUCUAAUUUUGUCUCAAAAUGACUUUUGUAAUCGGAUUUCUGUCAUGUGAUCGACCCUUCAGACGUGUUCAAGCCAACAUGUAUAAUCAUGACUGACUCUGAGGAGAUUUUGUCUUUAAGUUCUCUUUGUUCCAUGACGGUGAAAAAUAGGCCCAUUCCACAGUGUGUGUGUGUGUGUGUGUGUGGUCACAUGGUGAACAGUUUCCUGAUCAGCAAUAUAUUGCUACAGUAAUAUCACUGGAAGAGCUUUUAUUUUAAUCCUGACAUGCUUGUAUUUUUAGUAACUUAACUGUGCAAGGUAGAAAUUUCAGGACGUCAUUGAGAAGAUGAUGUUUCAUCUCUACAACUGAUCUGCGAAUUCUGCUUUGGCUACAAAGUUUUUUUUGUUUGUUUUUUUUAAAUCUGGAAUAUUACAAUUCAUCUCUGUUAUUGUUCUCACUGGCUGAGAAAGGGAGGGAAACAGUAAGGAGAUGCCAGGUGUAAGUAUUCCAGUACUUGGAGGU